AUGGAGACGUCUACUGUAAUUACAGGAGGUGCUGGAAAUACAUCAGUACAGUAUCUCAAUUCAACAAUGGCAGCCACUACCGCUGAAGUUCCAUCUGUUGAGGAAUUUCUGGAAUACCAAUUAGGCGUCGCUAUGUGGAAAUAUAUGACGCUUGUCGUGAUUAUAUUUGGAUUGACAGGAAAUGUUCUUUCGUUUCUUGUUAUGAAAUUUACAAGUAUGAAUAAAAAUGCCUCGUCCAUAUAUCUUGCUGCGUUGGCGAUAUUCGACACGGGAGUACUCCUCGUUGGUCUCGGACGACAGUGGUCUCGUAACAUGUUUGCCUUUGACAUUCGGGCAACGCAUGAAUGGGCGUGCAAAAUCCACAUAUUCUUCACCUAUAUGUUUAUUGACCUAUCCGCCUGGAUGUUGGUCUGCGUUACGAUUGAUAGAGUCAUUCUCGUCUACUUGCCCUUGAAAGCGAAGUCGAUCUGCACAAGAAAGAAAACCAUCAUUGUCAUAUGCCUUGUUACCCUUUUCCUCGUUGGAGUGAACUGCCAUUGGUUCUUUACAGUUGGGCAACGUGAUUUCACCAAGUUGAUCGAGGAGGUACAGUUAACUUGCGCCUUCCUGGAGGGAUUUGAAGAAUUCCAUCAAACAUACUGGCCGUUAAUCGAUGCAUCCGUCCGUUCGUUUAUCCCGUUCACUGUUUUGUUCGUCAGUAACAUCCUCAUCAUCGCCCAGUUGGUUAGAGCAGCUAUACGCAGGAAGAAGCAAAUGAACGCCUCGACUUCGAAAACGGACGACGCCACACGGUCGAUGACAAUCAUGCUCGUGAUGAUAUCCUUUUUGUUCCUUUCUUUUACGUCUCCAGCUGUAAUCCUCGAUAUCAUAAUUCAACCUGACAUAACAAGAGCUCCAACGGUGGCUGAAAAAGCAAGUGAGAAACUCACCGUGGCUGUUGUAAAUCUGUUGAUGUAUAUGAACAGUGCUUUGAAUUUCGUCAUGUACUGUUUGAGUGGGAAGAAAUUCCGCAAUUCGUUGCGAGAAUUAUUAUGUGGUAAGAAAUCAACAUAUAGAAAACAGACGAACACGCAAAGUAUGAUGACGAAUCAGAGCGAAAUAAACUCUCAGAAAAAUGUGGAUAGAAUGCCGGACUCAAACCAAGUUUAG
Messenger RNA from Owenia fusiformis, 1149 nucleotides. The record is from the annotation of a GenBank genome assembly. Lineage: Eukaryota; Metazoa; Annelida; Polychaeta; Sabellida; Oweniidae.